CAGAACGUCCCGCCGCUUGACCUCUUGGCUUCACUAUUGCCCAUAGUCAAGCCAAGUUUGUCUUGUCACAGCCGAUAUCAGAGCCAGCAGUCCAACCGUCCGCCCGUCGCUCAUCGCCAACCGGACGGCUUGCUACGCCCGCGCUUCCUGCUCUUCCCAGCGCUCCGUUCACCCCCGCAGCACCUGCAUCGUGUCCGCCUACGUCUACUCUAUGUGGCUCAACAGUCGUGAUCUCACGGGCGACGAUGAUGGCUCCUCUACGCGCGACGGUAUGUGGGGCUUCGCUGGCUCGAGUCCACCUCCGUCGCACGGCGCUAUCGGCGCCUCAGGCUCGCGCGCGCUCUGGAACCGCAUGGAACCAGCUGAAGAAGAGCGAGAAGAAGAAGCUCUGCCCUCGUACUUAUCGUAUCUUCAACCGGCGUUCCGUCCAGCGCCCACGACGGCCAGUAUGACUACGCACGCGCCACCUACGCAACCGGUAACAACCAUGUACGGUACCAAGCGCGGCGCGCCGGGGCUGCCUGCGCCCUCCCCACCGACGCAGGAACCCGCGACUGCCUCUCGUGCUGUUGGACAAGUGGCGCGUAAGAGUUCCGAGCUCGCACAGGCGCUGGAGCACCUGGUGCUGGGCACGGUGCACCGGCAUCUCGGCGACAGCCCGAUGCCGGAUAAUCAGUCAAGAUGCAGAUGCAACUGCGAUGCCAUGAGGACGCAGAUGCAAGAGAUGGCUAUACAGGUACAGGCUCUGCAGAAUCAGGUGCUGGAGCUGACGAAGAACUCGAUCCCGACAGCAAUUGAGGUCGGCAGAGUGAACGUCAAGGCGGCCGGCAAUAGCAACGGCAACUGGAGCGCCAACGCACCGCCGUUCGUGCCCAAACAGUACAAGAACUCAGCGCCGCCACCGCCUACCCCACCGGCCUCGGUGGACCAGGCGACGGCCACAGUGCUGAGUGACAGGAUCUCGACUUUGGAGGGUAGACAGAGCGCGUUCCAGUCGCAACUGGCGCAGAUCGCUAAGGUGCUGGGCAUCCCGACCGGGAAGCCUGGGAAGCACAGUCCAGUAAAGCAUCUGGUACAGACGCUGCGCGACGAAGUGGACGCCAAGGUGCAGCAGGCGACGGCGGACCUGACAGCAGAGAUCAACGCUGCACUUGGGGCGUCCGCAGACGGGAAUAAGAACGCGCUGUCGUCUAAUGCGGUUCUUGCCGCUCUUGCAGGUGAACAUGAGGCUUCAUUGGCGCGUUUGAGCGGGUCGUUUGAGCAGCUUCUGGCAGAGGAGGCUCGACAGCGAGCAGCACUGGAAGCUCGUGUGCGAUCACAGUUAAGUCAACAGGAAGAAUGGCUACAACAACUUGAAGGCGCGUUCGGGUCUCCUCAUGACCCCGAGCACGAACAGGAACCGCGAAACAAAGACACACAUGACGUUAACGCAAAACUGGCAGCACUGGAGCGGAAAUGCGACGAGAGUCGAGAACUCUGCAAGCGGCUGGCACGGUUACUACCACGACCCGACACAUCAAGACCAAGGCGAGGAGAAGAGGAGGAACAGGACGGAGUGAGCUGGCCUGGACACAUGGUAGGCAGAGGAUAGGACGGGUUUAACGAAUGACAUGCUGUAUUUUGCGUUAGAGUUCGAGUUACGGUGUGUGUGCAUACCGUAUUUAUGCUGGAGCUGCGCGUUGCUGGAGUUGUUUACCUUUGUGCUGCAUCAACAACGACGCGGUUCGAGCGAGGUUCUGCAUCAUCGCGUACUGGCAGCGUGUGAGUUCUGGAUGGGGCUUCAUGUCAGCGCAGCAGAGUGAGCCGACUGCAAUUUGGUCACGCCCGUCCUGUGUCGGAGCCGUAACGGAGAAGCCG
This is a messenger RNA of Phytophthora nicotianae INRA-310, 1857 nucleotides long. RefSeq lists its product as hypothetical. Bases 212 to 1591 code for a protein of 459 amino acids. NCBI's taxonomy places the organism in Eukaryota, Oomycota, Peronosporomycetes, Peronosporales, Peronosporaceae. The transcript has a single exon. The record is from RefSeq and is a predicted model, not a curated record.